Nanorana parkeri is the source of this 2694-nucleotide messenger RNA. RefSeq names its product autocrine motility factor receptor (gene AMFR). Lineage: Eukaryota; Metazoa; Chordata; Amphibia; Anura; Dicroglossidae. Bases 59 to 1969 code for a protein of 636 amino acids. Gene Ontology annotation, molecular function: ubiquitin protein ligase activity; ubiquitin binding. Gene Ontology annotation, cellular component: endoplasmic reticulum; ubiquitin ligase complex; cytosol. The transcript has 14 exons. The record is from RefSeq and is a predicted model, not a curated record. Gene Ontology annotation, biological process: endoplasmic reticulum unfolded protein response; protein K48-linked ubiquitination; ubiquitin-dependent protein catabolic process.
CUGCCUUAACCUCCGGUUACCGUGUCAGCCCGGAUAGGGCCCCCGGCCUUUCCCAGAGAUGCCUCUGCUCUUUCUGGAGCGGUUUCCAUGGCCUAGCCUGCGGACGUACACUGGCCUGAGCGGCCUGCUGCUGGGCCUCAGCCUACUGAGCGCCUAUCGGAGCCUGAACGGGGAGCUGGACCAGGAGGAAGAUCAAGAAGACCAGACAGUGCUGCCGGAAGACGCCGGGGAAUUGCUGCUGGAGCUAGGCCGCUACCUAGUCAAUGACAGCCUGGGAGUAUGGGUCUUGGUGAAUACAGUGUGCUGUUUCCUGAUGCUUGUUGCAAAAUUAAUCCAGCAUGUGGUUUUUGGUCCUUUGCGUGUUAGCGAGAGACAGCAUUUAAAGGACAAGUUUUGGAACUUCAUCUUUUACAAGUUUAUCUUCAUCUUUGGAGUCCUAAAUGUCCAGACUGUGGAAGAAGUGGUUCUUUGGUUUUUGUGGUUCGCUGGUCUGGUCUUCCUCCAUCUCAUGGUUCAGCUGUGCAGAGACCGAUUUGAAUAUCUGUCCUUCUCUCCCACCACACCGAUGAACUGCCACGUUCGUGUUCUGGUUCUUCUUAAUGUCAUGCUUAUGGCCUGCUGUGGCCUGGGUGUUCUCUGUGUACUCGCUGGAUAUGAACAUGGGAUGCAUACACUGGCGUUCAUGGCUGCAGAGUGUUUAUUGGUGACAACAAGGACAGCUCAUGUUGUGUUACGCUAUGUAAUUCAUCUGUGGGACCUCAAUCAUGAAGGAACAUGGGAAAGCAAAGGAACAUAUGUAUAUUAUACAGACUUUGUGAUGGAGCUCAGUCACCUGUCCAUGGACCUGAUGCAUCAUAUUCAUAUGUUGUUAUUUGGGAAUAUCUGGCUGUCUAUGGCAAGUCUAGUUAUCUUCAUGCAGCUUCGUCACCUAUUCCAUGAGCUGCAGCGCAGAUUACGACGCCAUAAAAAUUACCUGCGGGUCGUUGGAAACAUGGAAGCUCACUUUGCUGUUGCUACUCCAGAGGAACUGGAAGCAAAUAAUGAUGACUGUGCCAUUUGCUGGGAUUCCAUGCAAGCUGCUCGGAAACUUCCCUGUGGUCACCUGUUCCAUAACUCUUGUCUACGCUCAUGGCUAGAACAGGACACGUCCUGUCCAACUUGUAGAAUGUCUCUAAAUAUGGCUGAUGGCAGCAGACCUCGAGGGGUGCAACAACAAGACAACAUAGAGCAGAACAUGAUCCCGAUUACAGUGACGGAAGGACGACCCCGCCUCAACCACCAUAACCACUUUUUCCACUUUGAUGGUUCCAGGUUUGCCAGCUGGCUGCCCAGUUUCUCUGUCGAAGUGAUGCAUACCACCAAUAUAUUAGGAAUUGCACAAGCCAGCAAUUCUCAGCUGAAUGCCAUGGCCCGACAAGUCCUAGACAUGUUUCCACAAGUACCGUAUCAUCUGGUUCUGCAGGACCUGCAGAUCACUCGCUCAGUGGAGAUUACAACGGAUAAUAUUUUAGAAGGACGGAUCCAAGUGCCUUUUCCUACACAGAGGCCAGAUGACCCCAGACCAGCCGCUGACAGCUCUCCAGAUGCAAAUGAGCAGGAAGACAACAGCAGUUCAGUGCAGGUAACUGAGCGAGUUCCUUUGAACCUUUCGCCAAGUGUGGAGGAGUUUGAAGAUUUCAGUGAGGUUGACAUCCAGGCUACAGAGGCAGAAGAUUUUGAGGCCAGAGGCAGCAGGUUUUCCAAGUCUGCAGAGGAGAGGCAACGAAUGUUGUUACAGAGGAAAGAAGAUAUGAUGCACCUGGCAAGAAGGAGAUAUCUGAAUAGAACUUCAGAAGAUGAAGGCUUCCUCAUGUCACCAGAACAAACUGCGUCCUUUGAGGGUAUUUCUUCGGACUCUGUAAACAUCCGCAGGCGUACAUUGGCAGCGGCUGCCGAGCGCAGAAUUCAGUUGCAGCGGCCCCCUCAAUAACGACUAGAUUGCACAUGCCACCUGACGUUGUAUUUGUGCACGAGGUGCACGCACAGACUCGUACUGACCCAGCACCUUGCUUAUGAGCUAUUCCAGCUCGACAGACGCAGGUCUGCUUUUGUAAUUUCUUUUUCUGGAAGCCCUUUUGUGUUUAGAAUGAUCAGGACUGCUUCUGGGCUCUGGUGCACUAACGUGCAUUCAGUGCCGACUCUUUCACUUGAAGACUAAUGACCAUUUCACACCCUCAGAGGAUUGUGGUCAACCCGUCCAUAUGUAGAUGGAGGACACUGCCUCUGGUGACUCUGUAUAUCCAGAUAACACCUAGAAAGACCCAGGUCUUUGUAUUUUUACAUAUUUACUGAGCAGAGACUAAUAUUUUACCAGUGUUUCUAAUCAAGGACCGUUCUCUUUAUGGGUGUCCCAUAUCAAUGCCAUUUGUUUACGAUAUUCGCAAAUGCAAAAUGUUUAACCCUAAGGUGUCGCAUCUCACAAUCUCAGACAUUAAAGCUUUACCUGCCCGUGUCAUUCCAUACCCGGGUAGAAGGAGAUCUGGACUUGUCGGAAUAUCUUCUGCUUGCAUUUGUUCUGUUUAUCAGUGUUUUAGAAUUUUUGUAUUACAAAAACAUUUAAAGGACCAAUAAACCUAAAGUAUGUUUUUUCUGGUCUGAGUAGAUAACAUCAGUCACAAGACAAACAAACUUUAUAUACCUGUUCACAAUUUGGAA